Enterobius vermicularis (human pinworm) is the source of this 669-nucleotide messenger RNA. The record is from the annotation of a GenBank genome assembly. NCBI's taxonomy places the organism in Eukaryota, Metazoa, Nematoda, Chromadorea, Rhabditida, Oxyuridae.
AUGAAGAUCUUUUGGGAAAGUGAAAACUGGCCAGGAGCCACUAUUGAACCUGGUAUUACAUCGUUAAGCUGGGUACCUUCGGCGGAUAAACCUGGUUGUGGUCUUCUAGCAGCGGGUUCCGAAUCAGGAUCAGUUGGUAUCACGGCAACCGCUGUUUAUCCUGAAAAUGAUGACUUUAAACGAAUUAAUUUUAACUUGCGGGGGCACCAUAGUGCUGUUAGCAUCGUAGCCUGGAAUCUCGAACAAACUAAACUCGCGAGCUGUGAUUUAUCUGGCAUAAUUUACGUGUGGGUACCAAAUGAAGAAAGGUGGAGCGUUGAGCUUGUAAAUGAUCGAGGCAUAAAAGUCCGAGAUGUUAGUUGGAGCCCUUGCGGAACUUCUGCAUUAAUUUGUUAUGACGAUAACUUUGUUCUGAUUGGAUCAUCGACUGGUCAGCGAAUUUGGUCAUUUUCAUUCCCGGUUACAGUCAUUUGUGGAGUUUGGGCUCCAGACUCUCGUGAACUAAUUCUUGGAUUUACUACAGGGAAAAUCCAAGUGCUUUCUGAACAAGGUUUGGAUAUAUUCUUUUACUUGAGGAACAACGGUGAUUUAGAGCGGGCGCUGGUUAUUGCAAACAUGCUGUGGAAUUUUGAUUUAUUUUUUUAUUUAUUUGACUCGGGCCUAGUUUAG